GCGGGCGCGAUGUGCGAGCGGGCGGCGCGCCUGUGCAGGGCCGGCGCGCACAGGCUGCUCCGGGAGCCGCCGCCGCAGGGCCGGGCGCUGGGCGGGCUGCUGCGCUGGGUGGGCGCCAGGAUGGGCGAGCCCCGGGCGCCGCUGGUCCCCGACGCCCCCGCCGGCCCCGCCGCGGACCCCGGCCCCGCCGCGCUGCGCGGGGGCACCGCCGUCAUCCUGGACAUCUUCCGCCGUGCGGACAAAAAUGAUGAUGGGAAGCUGUCGCUGGAGGAGUUCCAGCUGUUCUUCGCGGACGGCGUCCUCAACGAGCAGGAGCUGGAGUCGCUGUUCCACACCAUCGACGCCGACAGCACCAACCAUGUGGACACCAAGGAACUGUGCGAUUACUUUGUGGACCACAUGGGGGACUAUGAGGAUGUGCUGGCCUCCUUGGAAACGCUGAAUCACUCGGUGCUGAAGGCCAUGGGCUACACCAAGAAGGUGUACGAGGGCGGGAGCAACGUGGACCAGUUCGUGACCCGCUUCCUCCUGAAGGAGACAGCCAGUCAGAUCCAAUCGCUUCUGAGCUCCGUGGAGAGCGCAGUGGAGGCCAUUGAGGAGCAGACCAGUCAGAUCCGACAGAACCACAGCCAGUCCAGCCGUGACACAGCAGAGACCUGGUACCGAAGCCCCUCUCCACCUUAUGCCCCCAACCACAAGCUCGUGGCUGCGGACCCAGCCAGGAGCCUCCCCUCUGCCCCCCAGGACGUCAAGGAGCAGGGCCUGCAAGCCCAGGUCACCCGGCUGGCAGAAUUGAUCGGGAGGUUGGAAAGCAAGACGCUGUGGUUUGACCUGCAGCAGCGGCUCUCGGAUGACGAAGGCACCAACAUGCAUUUGCAGCUGGUCCGGCAGGAGAUGGCCGUGUGCCCAGAGCAGCUGAGCGACUUCAUGGAUGCCCUGCGCCAGUACCUGCGGGGCACGGCCGGAGCGCGGAACUGCUUCCACAUUGCCGCCGUGAGGCUGUCGGAUGGUGUCACCUUUGUCAUCUACGAGUUCUGGGAGACGGAGGAGGAGUGGAAGAGGCACCAGCAGAGCCCCGAGUGUAAGGCGUUCCGGCAUGUUAAGGUAGACACGCUGAGCCAGCCUGAGGCCCUCUCCAGGAUCGCUGUGCCAGCUGCCUGGUGUAGCGUGGCCCGGGACUGA
Molecule: messenger RNA, 1182 nt
Organism: Ochotona curzoniae (black-lipped pika)
Lineage: Eukaryota; Metazoa; Chordata; Mammalia; Lagomorpha; Ochotonidae
Gene: NECAB2
Product: N-terminal EF-hand calcium binding protein 2
Exons: 13
Coding region: 10-1182 (390 amino acids)
Biological process (GO): regulation of amyloid precursor protein biosynthetic process
Cellular component (GO): cytoplasm
Molecular function (GO): calcium ion binding
Source: RefSeq, a predicted model, not a curated record